AGAUUCCUUAUAGGUGCGGAUGCAAAGAUGGCGGAAGAGGAGAGCCAAUUUGAAGAAUUUGACCAAAUAGACUUUUUGAAAGAUAGACAUGUACGAUUCUUCCAGAGGACACUUCAGGUGUUACCUGAGAGAUAUGCCUCGCUGGAAACAACCAGGUUAACUAUCAUAUUUUUUGCCCUGUCUGGUCUUGAUGUGCUGGACUCUCUGGAUGUGAUUGAUAGGAACACCAUGAUUGAGUGGAUCUAUUCCCUACAGGUUCUACCCACAGAGGACCAAGUUAACCUUAGUCGUUGUGGGUUUCGAGGAUCGUCACAUAUUGGAAUUCCUUACAGCACUAAGGGGCCAGGUGUGCUCCAUCCAUAUGACAGUGGCCAUGUAGCCAUGACCUACACUGGGCUGUGCUCACUGCUAAUACUGGGAGAUGACCUGAGCCGAGUUAACAAACAGGCCUGUCUGGCUGGUCUCAGAGCACUGCAGCUGGAGGACGGCAGUUUCUACGCAGUGCCAGAAGGAAGUGAAAAUGAUAUACGGUUUAUCUACUGUGCAGCCAGUAUCUGUUACAUGCUGGAUGACUGGUCAGGCAUGGACAUCCAAAAGGCCAUUGAGUACAUAAGGGGAAGUUUGUCAUACGACAAUGGGUUUGGCCAGGGAGCUGGGCGAGAGUCACAUGGUGGCUGGACGUACUGCGCCAUAGCGUCUCUGUGUCUGAUGGGUCGGCUGGAGGAAGCUCUGAGUCAGCGGGAGCUGGACAGGAUCCGUCGCUGGUGUAUCAUGAGACAGCAGAGCGGCUUCCAAGGGCGCCCCAACAAACCUGUAGACACAUGCUACUCCUUUUGGGUGGGAGCUACGCUCGAGCUGUUAGAUGUGUUCCAGUAUACGAACUUUGACAAGAACAGGAGCUUCAUCCUGUCCACGCAGGAUCGGUUGGUAGGGGGAUUCGCCAAGUGGCCGGACAGCCAUCCAGACCCUCUCCAUGCCUACUUAGGGCUGUGUGGUUUGUCUCUGAUCGGAGAGCCCAGUUUGAGGAAGGUCCACCCAGCUCUUAACAUCACCCAGAGAGCCUUUCAGCACGUCCAGCAGCUGCAGCAGACGUGGAGGGGCAGCACUGGCAGCUGUAGCAGACAGCACUGAAAGCAGGGUGUCCCACAGCUCUGUCUCUGAACAGGUUCAGUAAUCGGGAACAUCUAACCGUAGUCAGUCAAAGGUGACUGGAAUUUUGCUCUGUCUUGAAGACGUUUGGCCACUCAUGUGAGAGGCCUCCUCAUUUCAGAAAUCAAGAAGGUAUUUAAGAGCCCAGUUACACGGUAGUAACUUUGGGGAGCUUAUUUUAAGUCCAUCAAGAGUGACUUUUCUGUUAAGCAACAUACGCCACACUUCUUUUUUUCUUUUUUUUUUGCUGCCUUUUGAUUAUUAGACCGUUGUAAAUAACAAUGUGCAUUGUAGUUUGUGGGGAUAAAGUGAUGUGCCAGAAAGUCAAAUUUGAGUCACUAGCGACUCGAAGAAAUUCCAGAUGCCUCAAUUUUGCUAACUUUUUCAUGAUGCAGUUUUGGAAGCUUCUUGCUCCUCAUCAUAGUCAACAACACAAUCUGCUGUAAGCCUUCCUAGCCAAGGAUGAACUGACUCACUUCACGUGAACAUAAGAAACAUCCUCAAACUAAAUUGUAUUCACUGAGACCCUGUCGAGGGCUUGGGGAAAAUCUAACUUGUGUCUUUAAAUGGUUAUGGAGUGACUGGUGGCUUCAGUAGCUGAAAGUUUUUAGAGGGGCUGAAUAAUGUCCUGGUUAAGGUUGGGUACCGAAACUCGGUGCCAAUAGGGAACCGGUGCCGACGUAAACGGUAGUAACGAGACCG
This is a messenger RNA of Perca flavescens (yellow perch), 1851 nucleotides long. RefSeq names its product protein geranylgeranyltransferase type I, beta subunit (gene pggt1b). The record is from RefSeq and is a predicted model, not a curated record. NCBI's taxonomy places the organism in Eukaryota, Metazoa, Chordata, Actinopteri, Perciformes, Percidae. Gene Ontology annotation, molecular function: CAAX-protein geranylgeranyltransferase activity. Gene Ontology annotation, cellular component: CAAX-protein geranylgeranyltransferase complex. The transcript is spliced from 9 exons. Bases 28 to 1131 code for a protein of 367 amino acids. Gene Ontology annotation, biological process: protein geranylgeranylation.